AUGAUUGAAGAAAGCAAGUCGUGGGAAGCCAAUGUGCAUAAGCUUCCCCCGAGUUCUGCCUCUUCAUCGAAGGGUGCAUCAUCCAACGCCAGUUUUCUCAAAUUAGUAGACUGGAACGGUCCAGAUGAUCCCGAGAAGCCGGUAAACUGGCCACGGAGCCAGAAAAACAAGAUUCUCGCCGCUGUGUGUCUAAUGCGCUUCACGACCCCACUUGCUUCUUCCAUGAUGGCGCCAGCUUUACUGCAAAUCGAAAAUGAGUUCCAAGGCACAUCGUCUAUGGUCAUGAAUUUCGCGGUGUCUAUCUAUAUUAUCGGAUUCGGCAUAGGUCCGCUCGUACUGGCGCCACUCUCUGAGAUAUAUGGUCGCAACAAGAUUUAUAACGCUGGCAACGUUUUAUUUACAAUCUGUACAGCAUGCUGUGGGCUUUCGCCAAAUGCAACAUCGCUCCUAAUAUUUCGGUUGCUUUCGGGUAUUAUGGGCGGCGCUCCGCUAACAAAUGGAGGCGGCACCAUUGCAGACUUGGUUCCUGUCAAUGAGCGAGGGUUCAUAAUGAGUGUUUUCAGUCUGAGUAUGUUGCUUGCUCCCGUCCUGGGACCUGUGGGUGGCGGAUUUCUCGCCCAGGCAGCUGAUUGGAGAUGGAUCUUUUGGCUUUUGACUAUCUUGAGCGCCAUCACCGCCAUGGUCGGAUUUCUUUUUCUACGCGAGACGUAUGGUCCAACACUCCUCGAGCGGAAAGCCGCCCAACUGCGCAAACAAACCGGCGAUCCUGAUAUCCAGUCAGCGAGCAAAUCACCUCUCCCACUCCAACGAUUGAUUGCUCUGGCCAUUAUGCGCCCGAUGAAGCUGCUCUGCACCAGUCCAGUCAGCAUCGUCAUGGCACUAUAUAUGGGACUCAUCUACGGCAUUAUCUAUCUGUUGUUCACAUCAUACACAGUGGUGUUCCAGCAACAGUACGGUUUCAGUCAAGGCGUCGCAGGGCUUACAUACCUCGGUAUGGGACUGGGCUGUACCACGCAGCUGUUUCUAGGCCACUUCAGCGAUAAAAUCCACACGAAGCUGACACAACGUCAGGGCGUGGAAAGAGCAGAAUAUCACCUUCUUAUGCUGAUUCCUGCUGCUAUAUCAUUACCAAUAGGACUUAUAAUCUACGGCUGGACAGCAGAAUAUCACGUCCAUUGGAUUGUUCCUUUGAUAGGAACAUUUUUCAUUGGCGUCGGCUUCUCAAGCUCAAUGACCAGUGUCCAAACCUAUCUAGUCGGUGCUUUCACCGCAUUCUCUGCCAGUGCUCUCGCUGCAAACAAUGUCGUUCGUAGCCUGAUAGGCGGUGUUGUGCCUCUGUCAGGUCCGGAGAUGUAUGGCAAACUUGGGCUCGGCUGGGGGAAUACAUUGUUGGCUCUGCUAGCAUUGGUAUUCGGGCUCGCUCCGCUAUGGUUCUACAAGACCAAAGAACCGCAGAACCAGAGCGAGAGAAAGACCCUUCCAGUUUGA
This is a messenger RNA of Penicillium bovifimosum, 1488 nucleotides long. RefSeq names its product MFS transporter. Gene Ontology annotation, molecular function: transmembrane transporter activity. The record is from RefSeq and is a predicted model, not a curated record. Lineage: Eukaryota; Fungi; Ascomycota; Eurotiomycetes; Eurotiales; Aspergillaceae. Bases 1 to 1488 code for a protein of 495 amino acids. Gene Ontology annotation, biological process: transmembrane transport. The transcript has 7 exons.